GACGCGCACCGGAAGUAGAAGAAGGCGCCAAAAAUGUCGCCACGAAGGAGGACGUCCAUCUUUUCCUCACUGUCGCAUUCCUGGCUGGUCACAGUGGUUGUCCCGCUGAUCGUUUCCGUCCAAGUCCACCAAGUAACAGGAUGUCAAUUUUAUCCAGUUGGCGAGUACCUAAAAUUCGUACGGGUACCCGAAAAUCUAGAGACCGGAACGGAAAUUCUUUCACUGGAGGCUUACCCGCGAAAGCGAGUCAUUAUUAUGCCGGUCGACAAGGAGGAGGACGCCGGUUUCUUUACUUACAAGGAAACGAAUGAGACGCAUAUUUCUUUAGUCUUGGCUCAGUCUCUGGAAGAUUUGGUCGAUGCCGAGUCCCCAAGAAAUCUGCUAAAAUUUCGAGUUACCUGCGACUCGGAUGCCGAUGAUUCGUUGGUAUCGUCGCAUUUGUCUGUGACGGUCUACGUGGAGGAUAUAAACGAUCAUUCGCCACAAUUUGUCGAUGCGCCUUAUCACGUAACGGUGGACGAGCUUACGCCAGUCGGUGUGACAAUAUUCCGUGGGAUUCACGCACUGGAUGGCGACAAGCCGAACACACCGAACAGCGACGUUUAUUACGCUAUCGUGAAAGGGAAUGAGCAAGGCAAAUUUUCUCUCGAGUCCGGACAUAGAACUGCUCUAAUACUUCGCAAACCAGUCGAUUACGACAGCGGAGAUCGCGAAUUUACUCUGGUUAUCACCGCGACCGAUCGAGGCGUUCCCGCUAGAAGUACAAACACUACCGUAAAGAUAACUGUGGUGGAUAACGAUGAUCUUGAUCCCAAGUUUACGCGAGACAUCUAUAAGGCGAAAAUUUACGAAUUUUAUCCCAUGCCGGAGUAUCCAAUCUUUACAGAAAUCAACUUCACCGUUCCGAUCCACGCAGCUGACCGCGAUCGGGACAUAAACGUGCCCGUACGAUACGAUAUCAUAUCCGGGAACGAGAGAGGGUUUUUCCAUCUCGACCCGAAGAACGGUUCGCUUUUCCUGAAACGUGCGAUCGAUCUGGACGCCGAGAGAAGCUUGCCGGGCAACACGUUCAAUCUUCAGAUUCAUGCAUCGCAGGUGGACAAUCCGUUGAAGAUGACCGUUGCGCGAGUCGAGGUAGAGGUGUUGGAUCUCAACGACAAUCUGCCGCAGUUCGAAGUCGAUCUCUACAACAUUAGCAUCGUGGAGAACCUGCCAAACGGUUUCAGCGUGCUGCAGGUGAUCGCGCGUGACAAGGACCAGGGGGAGAACGCAGAGUUCGAUUACCAGCUGGAGGAUCCAGCGGGCGCGUUUUCCGUGGACGCGGUAUCCGGUUGGCUCACCGUGAAGGAUCAGACUGUUCUGGAUCGUGAAAAGCGGGACCAUCUGAAGAUGAAGGUCUACGCUGUGGAGCACAGACCGAGCGUUGUCACGACCGGCUCGAGAUCUUUCGUGGACGUGGAAGUCACCUUGCUCGACGCCAACGACAACAACCCUAUCUUCGUGCCGGGCAAUCUGUACGAGCUGGUGGCCAGAAGUGACGUGAAAGUCGGCACCGUGCUGGGUCAGGUGCACGCGGUGGAUGACGAUCUGGGUCCCAACGGACUGGUCCAGUACCGGUUGCAGAAACCAGGUAACUCGACGCUACGCAAACCGCCGUUCGCGGUGAACGAGAGGACGGGCGUGAUCACUGUGUCGGAGAGCCCCAUCCUCGAAGGCAGGCACGCGAUCUUCGUGGAGGCAGCUGACCAGCCGGCGAACCCUAGCGAGAGAAGAUUCUCCUUAGCGGUGGUCACGGUGGACGUCUUUCGAUCGGACGGUCCAGAUUCGUGGGAGCCGGAUUUCGUCGGCGCGCCCUAUGAAUUCUGGGUCGGCGCGAACGUGCCCGUAGGUACCAGCGUCGGGCAGAUUCGCCUGAAUGACGCCGUCAAAACUAACGACCUUAUCUACGAUCUCCUACACAGUUACGAGGAUGGAGUUCCAUUUGCCGUGGAGGAGCGCUCGGGUACGAUAACGGUCGUGGAGGAGAUCGAGCGCUUCGACCAAUCUACAUACGACUUCGAGGCGGUCGUCACCGACGAGAGGGAACUGUCGCUGAUCACGAACGUUUCGAUCCACGUGGUGGAUCCGAACGACGAGAGGGGCACUUUCACGAAGGGAACGACCACCGCCCCUCUGGUCUUUCAUGUAAAGGAGAACAUUCCCGGCGCAUUGAUCGGCCAAGUACUUCCGCACAAUGGCACAACGGCAGUUAUGUCCGGCACUCAAUUCCUUAUCGUCAAUCAGCAGGAUGUACCCGAUAUCGCCAUUAUGGAGGACGGGACUCUCUAUGCUCCAGAAGGUCUGGAUCGCGAGACAAGACAGAAUUACAGCAUCACCGUCAUUGCCGAGAGCUUGCGCAGUGUCGGUGUGUUUCAGGUGCGGAUCAUCGUGGACGAUGAGAACGACCACGCGCCGGAAUUCGCGUUAACCACCUACGAGGGCCGGAUUAUGGAGAACAGUCCCGCGGGAACGGAAGUUACUCUGACAGAUCCGAUCGUGGCUAGUGAUAAAGACGAGGGCAAGAAUCAGUAUUUCAUGUUUACCCUGCGAGGCGAGGGUAGCAAUCUGUUCAGGCUUGAUCCAAUAACGGGCCGAGUGUACUUCGUGGGUAUCGACGAGCGGACUCUAGAUCGCGAAUCGAAAGCUGAUUACGAGUUCCAAGUGAUCGCUACUGACAGCGGCGGACUGGCGUCGGAAACGACAUUAAAGAUAACAGUGCUUGACGCAAACGACAACGCUCCAAAGUUCAUACGAAUGGUGGUCCUGCCGGAUCAGGGUGUGCGCGUGUCACAGGAGCCGGACGCAUUUGACGUGGACAAAGACGAAGAGAGUGAAGAAUCCAGCAGACCGGUGGACAGCAGGCGACGAUCGCCGCUGCUGCUUGUGCCAGAGAACACGACGAUCGGUGUGCCGAUAAUUCGUCUGCUGGCGGACGACAAGGACGAAGGUGCAAAUGCAGCGAUCACGUACCAUCUGGGCAACGAAACUCUGAGCGGGAUUCGAGCACGUCGUUACGACGCGACUAGCCGCCGAUACUUCCAUCUCGAUUCACGCACGGCCGAGAUAUCCGUUGCCCGAAGCCUACCGCCGGAAAAGGAUAUUCGGCUGUUCGUCCUGGCGAAAGACUCCGGCGGCCUCUCGGACAACAUCACCGUCAGGAUCCACGUGACGGACGUGAACGACCACGCGCCUGUAUUCGACAAGUCCUGGUACACCUUCGACGUGGCUGAAGGCACCUACGACAAUCGCGCGGUUGGCGCAGUGCGGGCGCUCGAUUCCGAUUUCGGUGCGAACGCCGAUCUAAGCUACGAGCUGAUCACCAGUCACGAGGACUCGGUCAACGCGUCGCGGUCCUUCGACGUAGACCCGUACGAGGGCGUAAUACGAAUAAGCGGAACUCUCGAUCGAGAAAGAGUCACGACUCAUCGUCUUCUCGUGGUGGCUCACGACCAAGGUUCCCCGAGUCUAAGUUCCUCCGUCGAAGUCGAGAUCAACGUGUUGGACGUGAACGACAACGCGCCGGUGUUCCACGGUUACGACGAGAUAGAGGAGGACGAUCGAUUGCCGGUUUAUCGCGCUUCCGUCCUGGAGAACACCCCGAUCGGCACGCAAGUGACCAAGAUAUACGCGAACGACAGCGACUUUGCCGGCAAUGGAAACGGAUUGAUCUUGUUCGACCUGAGCUAUCAAGAUCGCGCGGAGAAGCAGUACUUCGCGGUGGACAGCAAGGAAGGCAUCGUCGCGACUAUCGCCAAGCUCGAUUACGAGACCAAGAGCAACUACCGUUUGAUCGUCACGGCGAGCGAUCUCGGCUCGCCGGUUGGCUUGACCUCCUCGGCCGUGGUUCUCGUUACCGUACUUAACGUCGACGAUGACGAUGAAGAAGCGAACAACGAGGUGCACAUGAUGCCAACCUUCCGGCAUCGCUAUUACGAGGUGGAGAUCGAAGAGAACUCUACUGUGCCGUUGCUGAUCGCGCAGCUCGAGCUUGCCGAUAACUACGGCGACCAUGUAAGGUACAGCAUCGUGGCUGACGGUUCCGACGGCAGGCAGCACUUCUCGGUCGAUCCCAAGAAUGGCUCUCUAUACUUGAUGACGGAAGUCGAUCGGGAGGCCAGGGAUCGGUACGAAACGAAGGUCAGAGUCGAUCGGCUGAAGAUCGGCCGUGGCAUGCCGGUGAUGAUCUAUCCGAUCGUUGGCGAGAGGCUUAAUGGUCUAGCGCCUAAUGAAGCCAAGGUGGUCGUCAGAGUGAAAGACGCGAACGACAACGCGCCGAGAUUUAAGUCAAAAGGCAGACCCAUUCUCGCCGCUAUACCCACUACUGCCCAUUACGGUUACGAGGUCGUCAAAGUGGAGGCGGAGGAUCCGGACCUCGGAAUAAACGGUGAAAUACGCUACCAAAUCCUCGGCCGGGAGGAUGCCCCACGUUUCGCCAUCGACCCACUGAGCGGUCAAGUGCGAUCCGUGACGAGUUUCGGCCGUGACGCCGGUCGCGUCUUUGGUUUCGACGUGAAGGCCACCGACAGGCAGGGUGCCGAGAACGGGCGCAGCAGUAUCGUUAACGUCUUCGUGUACGUGUUGGACGAUCAGAAGCAGGUCGUCAUGGUCGUGGGGCGGAAGCCUAUCGAGAUCGAGCCGGAGCUCGAUAAUAUCACCAUCGCGUUGCAAAAUGUCACUGGUUUGGACGUGCGAGUAAGGAAGCUAGAGCCCCACAUCGAGAAAAAUUUGAUUGACACGACUUCUACCGAUGUUUAUUUAUACGCAAUUGACCCGCAUUUGAACGUUAUGAUAGACAUGGACACUUUAUACAGCGUGUUUAAUAGCAAAAAGAUGGACAUCAAGCGCGAACUGGAUGAGUAUCGCGUAUUGGAAAUCGCUGGUAACGCUCCACGUAAGGGUCAACGUUACUUGCUGUCCACCCUCGAAGUGGGUGUUGUGGUACUCGGCUGCGUCGUCUUCGUAGGCGCCCUCGUAACUGCUCUAUGUGUUACCUGCGUUCGUCGCAACAAACGUCGUAGACGACGAGAGAAGGCCAUGUUCUCGACGAUCGGCCCGGUCGGAUUCGCUUUGACGGAUCCCGCUGGCACGCUGCAAAAGCCGCCCCUCUUUCCCACCUUCGUCGACGGUCUUCAUUACGACCCCGAACCCUUCUGCUCCGAGAUGUCCAGACGUCAGAGCAUGUGCGAGCACGGCAGUAAUUGCGUCCGUUUCCACACGAUGGGCGGGACUGGAAAACACGCGGUGAAGUCGACGGGUACCCUGAAAGGCCUUGAGGCAUCCGCAACGUCCCUGCAUUCCAGCGGUCAGGAUUCUGGUAUCGUGGCGCGCGCUUCCUGCCACUGCAGUCACUCGUCCAGCCCUUCCAGCGGCGAAAGCAGCAAUGGGUACGAGGAUUCGCUAAAGUCUCUUCAGCGUCGCGAGAGAAGUAAUGACGUCUCACGCGGAGGCCACGACAUCUCCAGCGUGGUUGGGAGACGGGCGAAUCUGGCGGCGAAACGGCGGCAGCGGUUUCACUCUUUUUCAAACGGCGAAUCCGUUUAUACUCAUGAGAUGACGUUGCAACGAGAACAGCUACAGCCCUGCUGCAGCGGUACCGAGAAGAGACGGAAAGCGGAGCAUCGCCGCGCUCAUUCCGAAGCGGAGAACAAUAUCACCGAAACGGUGAUACACGAACAUCCGGGAACGGAGAUCUCAUUAGCAAGCUCCCUACCGAACACGUCGUCUCUUCAUGGUACAACACGAACCAGCCACAUGCUCUAUUAAUGGCGCUAAUGCGUAAAACGACGGGUACUUUCAAGGAACAUCGGAAUAAUGGAGCUGCAACCUACUUUUUUACUUUUUCCUACAGAAAUUCUGGCGUUUAAAUUAUUUUUGUACAUUAUGCGCAUGCUUACGACAUGUCAUCUCGUUGCCAAAGUAUUUAUGCAUCCAAUCAGAGAAUCACUCAUUUUUGUAAAUACACGACACGUUUUCGAUACGCGAUCUUUCAUGUUUUUUUUUUUCGUUAAAUAAUUGAGAUAAAUUAUAGCGAGUUAGAUAAUGGCGCAGCAGCUAUCGUCAUGAUUAUUUAUCGUGCAAAUAUUAAAAUGUAAGACGUGAAUGUUUAUGUAUUGUAUAAUAUUAGUAUAUUGUUGUAUAGAUUAUGUACAGAUAUAUUUCGCGGAUACGUCCAUUAUAUGAUAAGUUACUCGAUCAUGUCAGCCAAUUUAUUUAAUAUAUAUGCAACAUGUAUGUUUGUAAAAUAUAACAAAAUGUAAUAUAAUUUAUAUCCUAAUCUAACACGCUUCUUAUUGAAUAAGUUAUCGUAGUAAAUUGUAGGUCCUUAAUAAGGGUAAUAAAUUUCUUUACUUUUAUUCUAUAUAAUUUGGACAUUAAUAGUUCAAGAACGUGUUAAUACUCCAAAAUUAAAUUUUGUUUCCGAGACAAACAUUUUCUAGUAAAUAAAACAAUUGGAGAAAUGAAUUUUCAGAGGUUUUUAGAGAAUAAAAAUGUUCAUGAUGAAGAAAUAUUUGUUAUGUUAUAAUUUUUAAUGAGUUGCGGACGCAUUGUAGAGCCACAGAUGCACAGUCACGCUGCACUUGGUCGUCGAAAGCGACCUUCGGAGACACGUCACGCCGAUAUCCCGCAAUUUCUCAAAGUACUCCGACAUCUGAGGAAUCUCCCUGCUGUGAUUAAAUCAGCGUGGGUGUUUUAAUUACGAUAAAUCGAAUCGCACGAGGGCGUAUUAAUUCCUCUUUAAGGGGAUAUAUCAGAAAACCAUUGAUGUAAAUUAUUGAUAAUGCUGCUAGCGAGAACAAAGUCGUUUCCGAUUGCCUUUUUAUUUCGAUCGACUGUGGAUGAUGAACGAUUGUCUACCCGGCGUCGUUUUUAAAGUGACGCGACAAAAACGAGAAUGCUUCGCUCCUUCUACAAUAAGAAGAACCAAUAUCAUCUAUCGGGAGAAUGUUUCAAGGCGAUGUUGCAUGUUUUGUUUCAGCGAUCAAAGUGCUGUAAGUUUUUAAUGUAAUUAUUGCCAGUAGAACUCAAUUACUUUUUAAAAACAAGUAAUCUAUCAUUAUCAGAUGAAUUUUCUCUAUAAGUUGCUUAAACAAUUACUGCUUCUCAUUUUCCUCUGUUAUUUCAUUAAUUAAUGUGUUUAUUCUUGUCCUUGGAUGCUCAUUUUAUCAUAGCAUUAUCGAGAAACGACGGAUGGGUGACAUGAUCCGACAGAGGAGCCAGGAGAACAUUUCGGGUACCUAAUAAGUUCGGUAAAUAAGUUUUAAGCGCCCGAUCGAGCCCAACUGAAUCAAAUUACGCCAUCGAUUAUGGGAUCAGGUUGGCGCUCGGCUUGAAAGGCCGUCAAUUAACGUCGGCGACCUCGACCCCGGCUGAGGGAUCUCGAGGACGAUUUCGAGGGACAUCGCGCAUCCUGCGUGAACGGAUUCCGCCGGUUUCACGGAAAAAGCGGGAAGAACUCUGACAACAUGCCCUCGCCUCCGGCACGGAUUAAGUAUCUAAUAUUUCACUCAAAUAUUCGAAUGACGCCCGCAAGGGCCGAUGAAACGGCGCGGUUUCGCAGUCAGUC
Messenger RNA from Ooceraea biroi (clonal raider ant), 7603 nucleotides. It is a transcript of the gene Cad89D, whose product is annotated as cadherin 89D. NCBI's taxonomy places the organism in Eukaryota, Metazoa, Arthropoda, Insecta, Hymenoptera, Formicidae. Gene Ontology annotation, molecular function: calcium ion binding. Gene Ontology annotation, cellular component: cell-cell junction; plasma membrane. Gene Ontology annotation, biological process: homophilic cell-cell adhesion. The record is from RefSeq and is a predicted model, not a curated record.